GUUUCCACCCGGGAGGGGCUGUGGGGCUGCAGCUCCGGCGUUCCGGGGUCCUAGCCUCGCGACUGCGGCUCGCUGGGAUGCUGCCGCGCGGGAAAAGCAUGGGCGACUCUGUGGGAGAGCGCGGUAGCCUCCGGCGCUACCCCAAGCUCCCAGUGUGGGUCGUGGAGGAUCACCAGGAGGUCCUGCCUUAUAUAUACCGGGCCAUUGGCUCAAAGCAUCUUCCUGCCAGUAACAUAAGUUUUCUGCAUUUUGAUUCACAUCCAGACCUCCUUAUUCCUGUGAAUAUGCCAGCUGACACAGUGUUUGACAAGGAAACACUUUUCGGAGAAUUAAGUAUUGAGAAUUGGAUUAUGCCUGCAGUUUAUGCUGGCCAUUUUUCUCAUGUGCUGUGGCUUCAUCCCACAUGGGCUCAGCAAAUCAGAGAGGGCCAACAUCACUUUUUAGUAGGCAGAGACACUUCUACCACAACAAUCAGGGUUACAAGUACAGAUCAUUACUUUCUAAGUGAUGGUCUUUAUGUAACUGAAGACCAGCUAGAGAACCAAAAACCUUUACAAUUGGAUGUAAUUAUGGUAAAACCUUAUAAACCCUGUAACAAUCAAGAAGAAAAUGAUGCCGUGUCUUCUGCUAAGAAGCCAAAGCUAGCACUGGAAGACGCAGAAAACACUGCCUCUACUAAGUGUGACUCUUAUUCAGAAGGACUGGAAAAGGACACAGUGACACAGAGGAGGGACCAAACUUGCCUAGAGCAACCAUGUUCAUGUUCUUGUGAAAGCCAAGAAUGUCAGACUACAGUCAGCACUGGGGAGAUUCUGGAAAUUUUGAAGAAAGGGGAUGCAUUUAUUUUAGAUAUUGACUUGGAUUUCUUUUCAGUCAAGAAUCCCUUCAAAGAAAUGUUCACUCAGGAAGAGUACAAAAUCUUACAAGAGCUGUACCAGUUUAAAAAACCUGGUACCAACCUGACAGAGGAAGACUUGGUAGAUUGUGUUGAUACUCGAAUUCAUCAGUUAGAAGAUUUAGAAGCUGCUUUUGCUGAUUUAUGUGAUGGUGAUGAUGAAGAAACUGUACAGAAAUGGGCUUCCAACCCUGGAAUGGAAUCACUAAUUCCACUUGUACAGAGUUUGAAAAAACGGAUGGAAGUACCAGACUAUGAAAUGGUUCACCAGGCUGGUCUAACCUGUGAUUACUCAGAACUUCCUCACCAUAUCAGCACAGAACAAGAAAUUGAGUAUCUUAUUCAGUCUGUAUAUUAUUUACUGAAAAAUUUACCAAAACCUACUCUUGUGACAAUUGCAAGGUCAAGUCUGGAUGAUUACUGUCCUUCUGAGCAAGUUGACACCAUUCAAGAAAAAGUCCUCAAUGUGCUACGCUCCCUCUAUGGGGCUGUAGACAUACAGCUGGUGUACUUAGCAGAAUGUUCUCCAUCUUGAAACAACAAAACACUAGGCUCCUAUUACAUCUUUUUUUUUUUUUUUAGGGUUUUCAUUAACUUAUUUGUAAAUGAGUCUUCCAGAAAAGACUUUGUUUUUAUAUUAACUUUAAGUUAAAAUCUUUCAGGUAUUUUGAAUCUCAAAACAGAUAUCAUCAGUUGUCAAAAGAUGAUAAUUUUUUUGACAUCAAGUCUACCCCCCACAAUUGAUUGUUGCUUAUUUUUCUUCCUUUCCAUCAUUGUCUUCUUCAUUUUGUAAGGGUUGGUUUUUUUCCUCUUUUCCCCCUACGUCAAUUGGACUAUACAAAAUUCAUUCAUUUAUUCACUCAACUGACAUUUAUUGAGCACUUACAUGUGCCAAACAUAAUUAAGUGCUGGGUGUAUGGUAAUGAACAGAAUAGACAGGUCCCCUGCCCUCUUACGGGACAGCUGAGAAACAAAUUAUGGAUUAUAAGAAGUAUUAUGAAGGAAAGAACAACCAUAAACACGUCUUAGGCAUGCUCUUAGUACUCAGGGUACCUAGCUGUAUAAGAAAGUAACAUUCUCAAAAGCUACUACCAAAAAAAUAAACUUGCCAGUCCAUGAAUAUCAGAAAAUCUACCUUUUCAAGACUGUCAGGGUUGUGGCCCAGCUGUUGCUGCAUAUUCUCACAUUGUUGGAGUGGAGGAGGUCUAUUUGAGUAAAGUCAACUAGCAAAAAUUUUCUUUGUUAAUCAGAAAAGCCCUGCAGGGUUUUUGGUGCCUCCAGAUUAUCAGUAUGGGCAUUGAUUAUCAUUAUAGUUCCUAAGUGCCACUUUAUUGGCAGUCUGGGUUGAUAAUUUCGUCAAGUAGACCAGCUUUUAGUGUAAAUGGAAAAAAGAGGGUGCCUGGGUGGCUCAGUCGUUAAGCGUCUGCCUUUGGCUCAGGUCAUGAUC
This is a messenger RNA of Neomonachus schauinslandi (Hawaiian monk seal), 2342 nucleotides long. It is a transcript of the gene C7H5orf22, whose product is annotated as chromosome 7 C5orf22 homolog. Bases 78 to 1430 code for a protein of 450 amino acids. The transcript has 9 exons. Lineage: Eukaryota; Metazoa; Chordata; Mammalia; Carnivora; Phocidae. The record is from RefSeq and is a predicted model, not a curated record.